GUACAUCUCCCCCCAUCCUUGGAUUCUCGGCACUUUGUGUGACGCUGGUCUGGUGUGGUCAGUCUGGUCUGUCAUGUAUAUUAGUAGAGCCGGACGCCCGUCCUUUCUGAUUCCCAUGUCUCGCAGGCUCUCACUCUUCUCCCACCAUCUCAACAAUCCCAUACUACCAAAGAUACCCAUACUACAACCACCACCACCAACACCACCGACAACCUCCACCUCACCCUACACCACCACCACACCAGCCAAAAUGCCUCAGCAGCCCGCCGCCGCCUCCAGCCUCAAGGACCUCUUCUCCCUCAAGGGGAAAGUCGUCGUGGUGACGGGGGCCUCGGGCCCCAAGGGCAUGGGCAUCGAGGCGGCACGGGGUUGCGCCGAGAUGGGCGCCGACGUGGCCAUCACAUAUGCCUCCCGCAAGGAGGGCGCCGAGAAGAACGUCGAGGAGCUGACCAAGGAGUACGGCACCAAGGUCAAGGCCUACAAGUGCAACGUCGGCGAGUACCAGCAGUGCGAGGACCUGGUGCAGGCCGUGCUCAAGGACUUUGGCAAGAUCGAUGCCUUUAUCGCCAAUGCCGGCGCCACCGCCAACAGCGGCGUCAUCGACGGCUCCAAGGAGGAGUGGGACCGCGUCAUCAACACGGACCUCAACGGCACGGCGUACUGCGCCAAGGCGAUCGGCCCCGUGUUCAAGAAGCAGGGCCACGGGUCGCUGGUCAUCACGGCGUCCAUGUCGGGCCACAUCGCCAACUUCCCGCAGGAGCAGACGUCGUACAACGUGGCCAAGGCGGGCUGCAUCCACAUGGCGCGGUCGCUGGCCAACGAGUGGCGCGACUUUGCGCGCGUCAACUCCAUCAGCCCCGGCUACAUCGACACGGGCCUGUCCGACUUUGUCGACAAGAGCGUGCAGAAGCUGUGGCACGACAUGAUCCCCAUGGGCCGUGACGGCCUGGCCAAGGAGCUCAAGGGGGCGUAUGUUUAUCUCGUGUCGGAUGCUAGUACUUAUACUACUGGUGCUGAUAUGGUUAUUGAUGGUGGGUACACGUGCAGGUAAUGCGUGGGGGAGGGAUGUUUCGGUGCUGAUGUUGCUGUAUAAUAAAUUGGCUGGAUAUUUGGGCUCGGAAGGGCUGGCUGAAGAGCGUGGAUGAGCUGAUGCGACACGACCUGACAAUUCAAAAGUUAAAUCAUCAAAA
Diaporthe batatas is the source of this 1190-nucleotide messenger RNA. RefSeq lists its product as uncharacterized. The record is from RefSeq and is a predicted model, not a curated record. Gene Ontology annotation, molecular function: oxidoreductase activity, acting on NAD(P)H, oxygen as acceptor. The coding region runs from base 74 to 1051 and encodes 325 amino acids. Gene Ontology annotation, cellular component: intracellular anatomical structure. The transcript is spliced from 2 exons. NCBI's taxonomy places the organism in Eukaryota, Fungi, Ascomycota, Sordariomycetes, Diaporthales, Diaporthaceae.